Funneliformis geosporum is the source of this 225-nucleotide messenger RNA. NCBI's taxonomy places the organism in Eukaryota, Fungi, Glomeromycota, Glomeromycetes, Glomerales, Glomeraceae. The record is from the annotation of a GenBank genome assembly.
UUGCUAGAAAAGCAUAGAAGCUUAAGAGGAACAUUAACUUCAAAGAUUAAAGAAUCAGUUUUCGCCGUAUUUGGCGAAAAUAUUUUGCUUCCAAUCAAUACGAAGGCGUCAGCAUUAGAGAACAGCCAAUGGAAGUCCUCCAAAAAUGUUAGAAGGUGUUAUACCUAUCUUUUUCAGCUAAUGGCUAAAGGGAGUAACAUCUCCUAUAUGGCCCGAAUAAUAUAG